Molecule: messenger RNA, 768 nt
Organism: Balearica regulorum gibbericeps (East African grey crowned-crane)
Lineage: Eukaryota; Metazoa; Chordata; Aves; Gruiformes; Gruidae
Gene: GSTZ1
Product: glutathione S-transferase zeta 1
Biological process (GO): L-phenylalanine catabolic process; glutathione metabolic process
Cellular component (GO): cytoplasm; mitochondrion
Molecular function (GO): maleylacetoacetate isomerase activity; glutathione transferase activity
Source: RefSeq, a predicted model, not a curated record
AUACACUGACCAUGGCAUCUGAAAAGCCGAUACUUUACAGCUAUUUCCGAAGUUCCUGCUCUUGGAGAGUGAGAAUUGCACUGGCUCUGAAAGGGAUUGCAUACGACUUGGUGCCAGUGAGCCUCCUGAAGGAUGGGGGACAGCAGUUUUCUGCUGAGUUCAAGGCAGUGAAUCCAAUGCAGCAAGUCCCAGCCUUGAAAAUUGAUGGGAUCACCCUUUCUCAGUCACUAGCUAUAAUUCAUUACCUAGAAGACACCCGUCCUAGCCCCAGGCUCCUGCCCCAAGAUCCGAAGAAGAGAGCCCAAGUCAGAAUGAUAGCAGAUCACAUUGCUUCCGGCAUUCAGCCACUCCAGAACCUAAGUGUCCUGAAACAAAUGGGUGAGAAAAAGGUGGAAUGGGCUCAGCACUGCAUCACAUCUGGCUUCCAAGCUCUGGAGCAGAUUCUGCAGCACACUGCUGGGCACUACUGUGUGGGGGAUGAAGUUUCCAUGGCUGAUCUGUGCUUGGUGCCUCAAGUUGCCAAUGCUGAAAGAUUCAAAGUGGACAUGGGUCCAUAUCCCACAAUAACCAGAAUAAACAAAGCUCUCCUGGAGUUAGAGGCAUUCAAAGUAAGCCACCCAUCCCGGCAGCCAGAUACUCCUGCAGAGCUGCAAGCUUAAAGCCCUUCUACUCAUAAAAUCAAGUAAGCUGGAGUGUCAGAGAGGACAACAGCUACAGCUCGAGUAGGACUUCUGUGCCAGUGGGAAGCCUUAGUACUAUUGUCUCACU